AAGUUAAUCUAAAGCCUACUAGUUCCAAGAUGACUCUGACUGAUAGUGAGAAGGCUGCAGUCGUUGCUCUGUGGAGCAAAAUUGCACCCCAAGCUAGUGCAAUUGGAGCUGAGGCUUUGGAGAGGCUUUUCCUGUCCUAUCCCCAGACCAAGACUUACUUCAGCCACUUUGAUGUGUCUCAUGGCUCUGCUGAUCUUCAAAACCACGGAGGCAAGGUUGUGAAUGCUCUUGGAGAAGCUGCCAAACACCUGAAUGACCUGGAUGCUGCUCUGUCCACACUCAGUGACCUGCAUGCCUACAACCUGAGAGUGGAUCCUGGAAACUUUAAGUUGCUGUCUCACACCAUCCAGGUGACUCUGGCUGUCCACUUCCAAAAGGAAUUUGAUGCUGCCACACAGGCCGCUUGGGACAAAUUCCUCUCUGAGGUUGCCACUGUCCUCACCUCCAAAUACAGAUAAAGAAAGAAUGCAUCAGCAAGGGCAGCUCACCAGCCUGGGGAAGAUCUAUGGAAACCAAACACAAAAUUGCAUCUUUAACAAUGGUCAUGUUUAGCCCAAUAUGGAACUGUAACUAACAUUAGCUGAGGUUAGAUUGUGUUAACAUUUGACAUAAUUUAUAGUCAGAAGCUGGUUAAUAUCGUUGUUGCACUUGUGUUGACUUGUCCAUCAAAAAUCAUGACUGGUGAGAUACUCUUAAUUAAAUAAAAAAACAAAACAAAACAA
Molecule: messenger RNA, 722 nt
Organism: Xenopus tropicalis (tropical clawed frog)
Lineage: Eukaryota; Metazoa; Chordata; Amphibia; Anura; Pipidae
Gene: hba3
Product: hemoglobin alpha 3 subunit
Exons: 3
Coding region: 30-458 (142 amino acids)
Biological process (GO): oxygen transport
Cellular component (GO): hemoglobin complex
Molecular function (GO): heme binding; oxygen binding; iron ion binding
Source: RefSeq, marked provisional